AUUAAUUAAGAUAGUAAAUAGAUUAAUAGAAGAUCGUGGCGGAGUCUCUGAAAGUCCCAAGCGAGAAAGAAAAGCACGACAGGGCGCCCUUCUGCGUCUCCAUUUUUCAGUUUAGCCUUUUAGGGGUCUCUGCGAUACUGCUCAUUCACAAUCCAAUUCGAAGAGACCCUUUUCGCCUUUCGUAUCAGCGACUUCAAUUUCGGAGUUAAUUUCAUAUUAGGAAAAUGGAUGGAUCGGUUGGCCGUGGGGGCACCAGUGCGGAUGCUUAUUUACCCAAUUACAAGCUUGGAAAAACUCUUGGUAUUGGUUCUUUUGGAAAGGUCAAGAUUGCAGAGCAUGCAUUAACUGGCCAUAAAGUUGCCAUCAAGAUCCUCAACCGGCGCAAGAUAAAGAACAUGGAAAUGGAAGAGAAAGUGAGAAGAGAGAUCAAAAUACUGAGACUGUUUAUGCAUCCUCACAUUAUACGACUCUAUGAGGUCAUUGAAACACCAUCAGACAUUUAUGUUGUGAUGGAGUAUGUGAAGUCCGGAGAGCUCUUUGAUUAUAUAGUAGAGAAGGGUAGGCUGCAGGAAGAUGAAGCUCGUAACUUUUUUCAGCAGAUAAUCUCGGGCGUAGAGUAUUGUCACAGAAACAUGGUUGUUCAUAGAGAUCUAAAGCCCGAGAAUUUGCUUUUGGAUUCCAAAUGCAAUGUGAAGAUUGCUGAUUUUGGUCUGAGCAACAUAAUGCGUGAUGGCCAUUUUCUCAAGACAAGUUGUGGCAGCCCAAACUAUGCUGCUCCAGAGGUCAUUUCUGGCAAACUGUACGCUGGGCCUGAAGUGGAUGUGUGGAGUUGCGGAGUCAUACUAUAUGCUCUUCUUUGUGGCACCCUUCCAUUUGAUGAUGAAAACAUUCCCAACUUGUUUAAGAAAAUAAAGGGUGGGAUAUACACUCUUCCUAGUCAUUUGUCACCUGGUGCAAGAGACUUGAUACCAAGGAUGCUUGUAGUUGAUCCAAUGAAAAGAAUGACCAUCCCUGAGAUUCGUCAGCAUGCAUGGUUCCAGGCUCAUCUUCCUCGUUAUUUAGCUGUUCCUCCACCAGACACAAUGCAACAAGCAAAAAAGAUUGAUGAGGAAAUUCUUCAGGAGGUGGUUAAGAUGGGAUAUGACAGGAACCUUCUAGUUGAAUCCCUUCGUGGCAGAGUACAAAAUGAGGGAACUGUUGCAUACUAUUUGUUAUUGGACAACCGUUUCCGUGUAUCCAGUGGCUAUCUUGGAGCUGAGUUUCAGGAGACUGUGGAUUGUGGUUUCAACCGUAUGCAUCAAAGCGAGGCUGCUGCUUCACCUGUUGGGCACCGCCUUCCAGGAUAUAUGGAAUAUCAAGGAAUGGGUUUCAGACCACAGUUCCCUGUUGAAAGGAAAUGGGCUCUUGGGCUUCAGUCUCGAGCGCAUCCUCGUGAAAUAAUGACAGAAGUCCUUAAAGCUUUACAAGAAUUGCGGGUUUGUUGGAAGAAGAUAGGGCACUACAACAUGAAGUGUAGGUGGGUUCCUGGAACUCCUGGUCAUCAUGAAGGCAUGGUUGACAAUUCAUUGCACAGUAACCAUUAUUUUGGCGAUGAAUCCAGCAUCAUUGAAAAUGACGGUGGCAUGAAGACGCCAAAUGUGGUCAAGUUUGAAGUGCAGCUCUUCAAAACUCGGGAGGAGAAGUAUCUGCUUGAUCUUCAGAGGGUUCAGGGCCCCCAGUUUCUCUUCUUGGAUCUUUGUGCUGCUUUCCUUGCACAACUUCGGGUCCUUUAAAGCUAGAGCGCCAAGUCUCCCCAACAAAGUCCUUUGUGAAUCUGUCGUGAUGCUUGUGAAAAAAAAAAUGAAAAAAAUAACUUGUACCGUGUAUAUAUUAAUCUGUCUUUGGGCCACUUUUUACUAUUUCUCAUCUUAUUCCCAGUUUUAUAUGGGUUUGUAGCUCUUCUUGUAUUGAGCCAGUAUUCUACACUGGCAUUGGCCACGGUCAUUUCUAGUUUUGGUUUUAAAGUGGUCUGUUCUGUCCUGGAUUUUGCUCGUUAAACCAACACGCAAAUCUGUGUGAAAGAACUAACCUCUCUUUGGAGCAUGCUCUAUCUAAUGCAAAUUUUCCUUUUCAUAUUUA
Prunus dulcis (almond) is the source of this 2118-nucleotide messenger RNA. RefSeq names its product SNF1-related protein kinase catalytic subunit alpha KIN10. Gene Ontology annotation, molecular function: ATP binding; protein serine/threonine kinase activity. The transcript is spliced from 11 exons. Bases 225 to 1772 code for a protein of 515 amino acids. NCBI's taxonomy places the organism in Eukaryota, Viridiplantae, Streptophyta, Magnoliopsida, Rosales, Rosaceae. Gene Ontology annotation, biological process: intracellular signal transduction; protein phosphorylation. The record is from RefSeq and is a predicted model, not a curated record.